Ruditapes philippinarum (Manila clam) is the source of this 3014-nucleotide messenger RNA. RefSeq names its product procathepsin L-like. Gene Ontology annotation, molecular function: cysteine-type endopeptidase activity. Gene Ontology annotation, biological process: immune response. The record is from RefSeq and is a predicted model, not a curated record. Lineage: Eukaryota; Metazoa; Mollusca; Bivalvia; Venerida; Veneridae. Bases 164 to 1210 code for a protein of 348 amino acids. The transcript has 8 exons. Gene Ontology annotation, cellular component: lysosome.
UAGUCAUAUGUUCAUUGCUGUUCUCAUUAUAUUGUGUAUAUAAGCAAUCAUUGUACUAAGACGGGAUCAGUUAACUUCAUAGCUGCGUAAGUGAAGGUACUUUGAUAACGUGUGUGAUUACCAAGUGUCGGAAGGAAGUUGAUAUAUAUUAAACAGAAGAAAGAUGAAGUUGUUGUUAUGUUUCGCUGCUUUGCUGUCGUGCGCGAUGGCAAUGUCAAUGGAGCUUUUGACUCAAGCUCGACAUCUGCAGACCGAUGUAGACGCGGGUAGAUCAAUGGAACACUUGUUUUCAACUUUUAAACAAGUUCACAAACGUAAAUAUGAAAAUGAGGCAGAAGAGACGAUGAGAAGUAAAAUUUUUGAGAUUAAUGUCAACCACAUUAGAGAACAUAACAUCAGAUAUGCAAAGGGAGAAAAAUCUUACUAUCUUGGUGUAAACCAGUUCACUGACAUGACUCAUAGAGAGUUCCUGAAGUUGUAUACAGGGCACAUCAAAGCAGUAAAUGGAUCUAUAACCAAACCAUCAACUUACCUGACCCCGUCCAACAUUCUUCUACCAGAGAAGGUUGACUGGAGGGAGAAAGGAUAUGUUACUGAGGUCAAAAACCAAGGACAGUGUGGCUCUUGUUGGUCAUUCAGUACUACUGGUUCCCUUGAAGGACAGACUUUUGCUAAGAAAGGUAAAUUGAUAUCUCUUAGUGAGCAGCAACUUGUGGACUGUUCUGGUUCAUACGGGAACCAGGGAUGCAAUGGUGGUCUAAUGGAUCAAGCUUUUGAGUAUAUUAAAUCUGCCGGAGGUAUUGAAAGUGAACAGGACUACCCAUAUGUUGCUCAGGAAGAAAGAAAGUGCAAUUUUUCAAAGUCAUUGGAAAAAGCUGAAGUGACAGGUUAUGUUGAUGUCACCCAGGGAGAUGAACAAGCCCUUCAGUCAGCUAUUGCAACUGUUGGACCAGUUUCAGUCGCCAUAGAUGCCAGUCAUCCUUCAUUCCAAAGUUAUUCAGGAGGUGUUUAUGAUGAGUCAGAGUGUAGUAGCUCUCAGCUAGAUCAUGGAGUGUUGGCCGUAGGUUAUGGAACAGAAUCUGGAAGUGACUACUGGUUGGUUAAAAACAGUUGGGGAACAUCAUGGGGAGAUGAGGGCUAUAUUAAGAUGUCAAGAAACAAGGACAACCAAUGUGGAAUUGCCAGCUCAGCAUCAUAUCCUCUUGUUUAAAGUUGUGACAACAGAAUCAUCAGUGAAACAGUGGAUCUCUUACAUAAUCUUUGUGGAUUUACUUUUUUAAAAAGUUAUGUGAUAUUGAAAAUGCUGAACAAUCUCACUAAAACUACAGCUGAUUAUUUUAUUAUUAUGCUCUCUAUAAAAUAAAGUGAAUUAUGUUGCUAUAUAAAAUAUAUUGGUAUAUAAACUUUAUUGAUAUGUGAAAUUUAUGUAAAGAAACUUGUCUAUUUAAAAAAAAAACAAAAACAAACAAAAUUUGAUUCUGUAAAAGUUGUUUAGAUUUGAUUCUUAUAAUUAGAUAUUUACAAAGAAUAAGCUUUUUUUAAAAAUAAGAUUCAAAUGACAAGACAUUACAAAGUAGGUGUUCAUUUUCUGUUUUGAUUGCCAUAAAAUUGAAUAAAAGACAUUCAUAAAAUAGUGUUCAAUACAUGUUUGUAUUGUCUCAGGUUUGAGAUGUGAAUUGUAUAACUAUGACUGCUAUACAAACAACAAGAACUUGAGAAAUUUUUAUUCAAAUUUAUAUUUGUGGAAAAAAAAUUUAUAAGAAUAUGGUCUUAAUUAAUUGAAUAGUGCUCAUUUAUUAAUAAUAAGAUAUAUAUGUAUGAUAAAAUCUGAAUAUGAUUAUAGAACAAAUAUUCUUUACAUAUUUAUGGAUAUAGGCAGUUUUAAUGCUAAGACUGUAUAAGAUGUGAUAAAAUGUGCUGAUUUUUACAGAUUUAUAUUUUUGUAGCUGUAGUAAAUACAUUCUAGAUGCAACUUUUGACAACAGUCUUCCUUGUCAAAUAUUGGAAGCAUUGCACAACUUUCAUUCCAAGUUAUAUUAUUGAAUGUGUAAACCAUUGUUGUAUAUUUAAUAUGUAUCACUCCACCCAGUCCUAACUAAACAGUUAAAUAAUAAAUAAUAAUCCAAAGUGUAGGGCUGCUUACAUCAAACAAAAAAUGAAUAAAUACAAAGAAAAGCUGUUUGCGUAAAUGUAAACUUUAGAGAUCAUGCUAAAAAAUGACUUUCGUUAUCUAAAUAUAUAUACCAUUGAUUUUCUUUUGGAAGAAAUGGGAUUUUAUAAUAUGAAAAUAUGUUUAAUAAAAAGCCUACUGAUACUCUGACCUUUUUGCACUAAUGUGAUAUAAAUGUAGAGUGAUUGUGAAUGUGAUACAAUGUGUGUGUAUAUGAGAAAAUGAUUGGUUGUCUGUCAAAAUUUUAUAAUUUUGUCUGAAUUUAUCUUGUAGACAGAAGCUGUUUCACUUAACCUUUGUUUUGAAUGGCAUAUUUUUUUUUCUUGAAUCAGAAAUACUGCUUUAAUAAUAUACAGAAAUACGAACAGUUUUGAACAUUUGAACAGACUGGAUGGUAAAAAACAUCUAUUUUUUUAAUAUUUAAAAUUCUUUCCUUUUUAUAGUGACAAAGUGUUACAUAUUUUUUUGGAGUAGCUUUAUUUAUAUUUUGACAAAGACUGCAGUAUGGUUAUUUUGUUGUUUAUAUUAUGUUUUAUUUGGUUGUUGUCCAAUUAAUUUUGCUAUCAAUGCUGAAUUUGAGUUCCUCAGUCAGUAUAGGUUGUAUUGUAGCUAGUUAUUAUUGGUUUUUGUACUCGUUAAGUGAGUGAGAUCAAUUAUUGAUUGUUGAAUAGAUAGAUUGAGACUGACUGUAUGGGUUUAUUCAGAGAAUAAAUAGAUUUAUUUUGAGUGUUUUGAUAGGCAUCAUAAAGCAUGAAUGAAAUUUUGAUGUGAGAGUUAUUAAAUGUUGUUAUAUUUGAUAAUAUACCAAGAAAUUUUCAAUAAAAUAAAGUUUUCUACUUUAAAA